AUGUCCACAAACGGCGAAAGCCCAGCACCAGAGGCUGCCGCCGACUCUAGAGACCCCAGCGGCUUUCUCAGCGAGAUUAUUGGCGCCCCCGUCACCGUCAAGCUCAACUCUGGCAUCAUCUACAAAGGCGACCUUCAGUCAGUCGAUGGCUACAUGAACAUUGCCCUUGAGCGCUGCAAGGAAGUCUCAGACGGCAAGGUCACGCGCAACUGGGGCGAUGCCUUUGUCCGUGGAAACAAUGUCACAUAUAUUUGCGCAGACAACGCAUGA
Messenger RNA from Bipolaris zeicola 26-R-13, 270 nucleotides. RefSeq lists its product as uncharacterized. Gene Ontology annotation, cellular component: nucleolus; U4/U6 x U5 tri-snRNP complex; P-body. Gene Ontology annotation, molecular function: RNA binding. The record is from RefSeq and is a predicted model, not a curated record. The coding region runs from base 1 to 270 and encodes 89 amino acids. Gene Ontology annotation, biological process: mRNA splicing, via spliceosome; maturation of SSU-rRNA. The transcript has 3 exons. NCBI's taxonomy places the organism in Eukaryota, Fungi, Ascomycota, Dothideomycetes, Pleosporales, Pleosporaceae.